UCUUUCUUUCUUUCUUUCUUUCUUUUCUUUUUUUUUUGAGGUUUGGGGUAUUUGCCAAAACCUAUUUCAUGCAUGUCCACUGGGGGCAGGUUCAACUUUGAUGAUGGGGGGUCAUACUGUGGUGGCUGGGAAGAGGGCAAGGCCCACGGACAUGGCAUCUGCACGGGCCCUAAGGGCCAGGGGGAGUACUGCGGCUCGUGGAGCCACGGCUUCGAGGUGCUGGGCAUGUACACCUGGCCCAGCGGGAACACCUUCCAGGGGACAUGGGCCCAGGGCAAGAGGCACGGCCUGGGCGUGGAGAACAAGGGCAAGUGGGUUUACAAGGGCGAGUGGACCCACGGCUUCAAGGGCCGCUACGGCCUGCGGGAGAGUACCGGGACCAGUGGCAAGUACGAGGGCACGUGGAACAACGGCCUGCAGGACGGCUACGGAACGGAAACGUACUCGGACGGAGGUACGUACCAGGGCCAAUGGGUGGGCGGCAUGCGGCACGGUUACGGGCAGCGUCAGAGCGUCCCGUACGGGAUGGCGGCCGUCAUCCGCUCCCCGCUACGCACCUCUAUAAACUCCCUCCGCUCCGAGCACAGCAACGGCUCCGCGCUGCUGCCCGACAGGAUGGGGGGAGCGCCGGGGCCAGCAGGGGGCGCUCCAGGCGGCAGCAUGGCCACGAGCCCGUCGGUGUCGCGCGGCGGCUUCGUCCUGACGGCCCAGAGCAGCGAGACGGAGCUCCUGGGGGCGGCCAAGAGGCGCGGGCUGUUCCGGCGCUCGCUGCUGUCGGGCCUGAAGCUGCGCAAGUCCGAGUCGCGCAGCUCGCUGAGCAGCCAGAGGAGCAAGCAGAGCUCGUUCCGCAGCGAGGCCGGCAUGAGCACGGUCAGCUCCGCGUCCAACGCCUCCGACGUCAACUCCACCAUCAGCCUGGGAGACGGCGAAUCGGAGCUGGCCGCCGCCGAGGUCGUCCCCGACGACGUGGAUGCCACGGCGACCGAGACGUACGCGGGCGAGUGGAAGAACGACAAGCGCACGGGCUGCGGAGUUAGCCGGCGCUCUGACGGACUGUGUUACCAGGGCGAGUGGCUUAGCAACAAGCGCCACGGAUACGGAUGCACCACAUUCCCCGACGGAACCAAAGAGGAGGGCAAGUACAAACAGAACAUUCUGGUGAGCGGCAAAAGGAAGAACCUCAUCCCGCUCCGUGCCAGUAAGAUCCGAGAAAAGGUGGACCGAGCAGUGGAGGCCGCGGAGAAGUCAGCGGACGUCGCCAAGCAGAAGGCCGAGAUCGCACAGUCCAGGACGUCCCAUGCGCGGGGGAAGGCGGAAGCUGCCGUGGGUGCGUCGCUGAAGGCCCAGGAUGAGUGUCGUCUGGCCCGGCUCACCGCAAAAGAGUUCAGCCCCUCCUUCCAGCAGCGCAGAAAUGGUGUGGAGUGCCAACGUCCGAAGCAGCAGAUGUCCAGCGAGAACGAGCUGGAGGCUCUGUCCAGCGGCACGGCGGACAGCCCCGACCUCUACUCCAAGACCACGCCUCCCACCUCCAGUCCUCCCACCAGUCGUCCGUCCUCCCCCAAGAGCCGGCGCAAGAGCGCUCGCUUCCUGCGGCAGACCGCGGUGGACGACGAACAGGCCGGCGGAGGAGGAGGAGGAGGAGGAGGAGGAGGAGGAGGAGGCACGGAGAUCCAGGUCCUGAUGGAGGGGUCGCGCGGCGGGGCCCGAGGCUCCGCAGCGCAGGACGCGCACAGCAACGGACACAGCAAGCACCCGGCCAAUCACAGGCCCCGAGAGCACGGCUGCUCCUCCUCCUCCUCCUCCUCGUCCAAUCACAGGGCGGGGGGGGUGCGGGGCUCGCGGAGCGGCCACCGGCUCCUGCACCAGAGCGGCGUGAGCGGCGAGGGCCUCGGCCAGCUGGACGAGGAGAAGCUGAGCAACUACGAGAUCGAGAUGCGGCCGCUGCAGCCGCGCGACGCCGCCCAGAAGCACCACGCGCACGCGCACGGGCACGAGGAGCGCCACCACGCCGACGGGCACUCCGGGCACUCCUCGCACGCCCAGCAGAGACAGCGGGCCAAGCUGCGGGAGCGCGAGCGGGCGCGCGAGGGCAGCAAGGACCGAGGGGGGGCCGGGGGCGACGCGGAGGCGAAGCAGGACGUCCGGGGGGGAGGAGAGAAGCCGGACGGGCGGCCGCUGCGCAGGGAUCUGACCCUCUCCCCCCCGCAGAAGUCCAGCCCCAUUGCACUAGAACAAGAUGACUUCAAGACCACCCAGCUCAAAACGAAUGGGGGUUCCAGCUCUAUCCUGGUUGUCAUGGUGAUUUUGCUCAAUAUAGGAGUGGCCAUCUUGUUUAUUCAUUUUUUUAUUUGAACUCUUUGGUCCGGAAUGGGAUGGGAUGGCCUGGCCCACCCUCCUCAUGUGUCUCACUGCGCGGAUAGACAUACAGAGAGACGGACAGACCUACGGACGGAUGGACGAAUAAACCGGCA
Sardina pilchardus (European sardine) is the source of this 2471-nucleotide messenger RNA. RefSeq names its product junctophilin 3b (gene jph3b). Gene Ontology annotation, cellular component: junctional membrane complex; endoplasmic reticulum membrane; plasma membrane. The coding region runs from base 73 to 2352 and encodes 759 amino acids. The record is from RefSeq and is a predicted model, not a curated record. NCBI's taxonomy places the organism in Eukaryota, Metazoa, Chordata, Actinopteri, Clupeiformes, Clupeidae. Gene Ontology annotation, biological process: regulation of synaptic plasticity. The transcript is spliced from 5 exons.